ACGUUUUUCUCUCUUCAUGCAAAAGCAAUAAAAAAAAGCUCUUCAUACCAUUCAGCAUUCACAUACGGUACCUCGAUCCGUUUCCGAGACGUGCGUCAGGCGAUUAGAAUCCGGCUCUCGCGAGCGGUUUUGUGAAUGCUCUCAUACUCAAAAUGGUGCGUAGUAAAUAUUCAUUGAAUCGACACUCAGUUUUUUCAAAGUAAGCAAGGUGUUUGAGAGAGUAGUUUCAUAGCAACUGGUAUUGUGCAAAAUUGAAGUGAAUGCAAAUAAAAGGGAAAAAAAGUUCAGAAUACUUUUUUCAGUCGAAGGAAAACUGACGGAAAGUCGGUAGUGCUGAAAAUGUUUAAGUUUGUCUAGGCUAGCACGCCGGUAAGGUAACAAGAAAAUUGCAUUGCAAUAUACGUGCACUCGAAUAGCGCUCCGAAACUCCGUGAUGAUACACAUUUGAGAAAGGAAAUUUUUCGCCGUUCUGCGUUGGAAUCCAACUGAUAGUCAAUACAGUGGGGCUAGGCGAACAUCUUUCUGUGACAGUUGCGUUGCUGCGUUGUGUUAGCAAACGGGGAAAAAAGUCUGUGUCUGGUGCUAAGAAAACAACCCGAAGUGUUUGAGGCAACGAAAAACGAAGCACUGGCACUAACACCAAAAUAAACAGAUACGGUCGGCCAUUCUCACCUUCUGGGUGAUUGACUUCUGCUUGCUCACUGGACAACGAGAGCUAAAUACAGCACCCGAAAGAAGCACAUCCUCAGUGACAUCUAAAUCGGGAAGAUACUUCGCACCCAAGGAUCUCGUCCAUCCGCGCGUGCUCGUGCCAAAUUUUUCAUCACCCGUCGAGCCUCAUUGUGUUCGAUUCCACACGUCCGGUAUUAUUUUCGGUCGAUUAUAGUUCGGACCCACAUGUACAAUUGAAACAGAGCAUCCCCGUUUAAAAUUUGCUUCUUCCGCGUGUUUGAAUCGAAUACGGAGUACGUUCUUGUAGGAACUCCUCCGGACGGUGGUGCAUACGAAAUAAGAGUGGUUAACAAACAAAAUCGCGUCGUCGUCCUUGACGAUAAUGGUGCGAAACGGCCGUACGUUGGUAGUGGGUUAAACACGCAACUUGCCGUCGUCAGUGAAAAGAAGAGGUGCGCGUGGCAUCGAUCGAAUUCGAGAGAGAGAGAAAAAGGUGCGAUGCAAGCGGAAACCAAUUCCGUUCAAUAGAUCGUUUUCGGUCUCGAAAAAAAAGAAAUGAAGAUUCGUCGUGGUCGCCGCGAGUGAAGGAAGAUUCCCAGGUUACGCAAUUCGAGUACUACGUGAUCAUCGUGUCUGUUUGCAGCAGCGUGGAGAGAAACCGAUACCGAGUUUAAAAUUUGCGGAUGAGUGCUUAAUUAAACACGCACGCCAACGGCGCUCGAGUGGAAUAACGUUGUGAUUUUUUUUCGUUCCAUUUGGCUUCGACAGUGAGUGAGACAAGAAAAGCAAUCGCCACCAGAGCGGGAGAGAGAGAGAGCACUUGUUUAUCCAUUCCAUCAUCAAGAGCAGAUAAUCACCAGAAGAUUAGAGCAAAUUGGAGCACAGAUUGAACGGCUGGUUUUGUGGCAGCUGGCAAAUACCAACUGGACUGCCGUCCCGGUAACUUACGCUACCCGUUUUUUUCCCGUCCACAUCUUGGUGCCAUAUACUUAAGAGCCGCCACGGCAUACUUAAGCAAUCAACACAGCUCCGCGAGCUCCUAAUUAUCAAUUAGCCGGAGCAGCCGAAGCCGGGUGCCAGAGUAGAGAGGGCGCAGCAGCAAGAGUCGAGACCAGUGGCAGACCAGCGGCGCGGGAUCGCAUUUUUCGUGGACAAGAUUCUAUCAACAAAAGGCCGCCAACCUGGAACUCAUGGAAUUAGAGAAUAUCGUGGCCAACACGGUCUACCUGAAGGCGCGCGAAGGAGGGUCCGAUAGCAAUAAGGGUAAAAGCAAGAAAUGGCGUAAAAUCCUCCAGUUUCCACACAUAUCGCAAUGUAUAGAUCUCAAGAAUAAGAUAGAUGUAAGUUAUGGUUACGUAGUUGAUCAGCAGCCCAUCGGACGAGAGUUGUUCUACCAGUUCUGCAAGAUUAAGCGACCCGAGUAUUCUCGGUACAUUUCGUUCCUGGAUGAUGCCGCGAAAUAUGAGAUCGCGGCCGAUGAGAACCGCGUCGAUUUGGCGUUCGACGUGGUCAAACGGUACCUGGGGCUGUGCAUCGACAGCAGUCACGCUACCGAGGACAGCGGUGGCGGAGGCGGCGACGGAGACGAUGGAAAAUGCGACGACGACAGUGGCAUCGGCGGUGACACCAAAAAACUCAGCAACCACGAUGACCAGAUCGAGAAGAAGAGCAUGACUGGGUCGAACUCACUGACCAAUGCCAACACCAUCAGCGGUACCGCCAACAACGCCAAUGCUAGCCAGAACGCCAACGCCAUCAGGAAAACCACCGACGACGACGAAUUUGUGCUGGACAUCCUGAACGAUGACAUUGUAGCGCAAGUUCGGAGUAAAUUAUCCGUCGGAAGCAAGGAGCUGUUCGAGGCAUCGAUCCUAGCGGUGAAAACGUUUCUGGAAGGUGAACCGUUCCGGGAAUUCGAAGCUUCGAUGUAUUUCCACCGAUACCUCCAGUGGAAGUGGUUGGAGGCACAGCCGGUUACUUACAAAACGUUUCGCAUGUACCGGGUCUUAGGCAAAGGUGGUUUCGGCGAGGUGUGCGCAUGUCAGGUUCGUGCCACCGGUAAAAUGUACGCUUGUAAGAAGCUAGAGAAAAAGCGCAUUAAAAAGCGGAAAGGCGAAUCCAUGGUGCUGAUUGAGAAACAAAUACUGCAGAAAAUCAACUCCCGUUUCGUGGUCAACCUGGCGUACGCUUAUGAAACCAAGGAUGCACUCUGUCUGGUGCUAACGAUUAUGAAUGGUGGUGAUCUCAAAUUUCACAUCUAUAACAUGGGAGGUGACCCUGGGUUCGAACUCAAUCGAGCCCGGUUCUAUGCGGCUGAAGUGGUCUGCGGGUUAGAGAAUCUUCAUCGGAUGGGUAUCGUAUAUCGGGACUGUAAACCGGAAAACAUACUGCUGGACGACCACGGACACGUACGGAUAUCGGAUCUCGGUUUGGCCGUAGAAAUUCCCGAAGGUGAAAUGGUCAGGGGGAGAGUUGGAACCGUAGGUUACAUGGCUCCGGAGGUAAUCGACAACGAGAAGUACGCUUUCUCGCCCGAUUGGUUCAGCUUUGGUUGUUUGUUGUACGAGAUGAUCGAAGGACAGGCUCCGUUCCGGGCACGAAAGGAAAAAGUUAAACGAGAAGAAGUAGACCGGCGGGUCAAAGAGGACGCUGAGAAAUACUCACACAAAUUCAGCGACGAUGCCAAAUCUCUGUGCCAACAGUUACUAAUGAAGGCUGUCAAAAAUCGAUUGGGUUGCCGAAGUGGUCGACAAGGAGCACGCGAAAUUAAGCUGCACUCAUUCUUCAACAGUAUUAACUGGAAACGGUUGGAAGCGGGACUUGUAGAGCCACCGUUCGUCCCCGAUCCCCAUGCUGUUUAUGCCAAAGACGUGCUUGACAUCGAGCAAUUUUCCACGGUAAAGGGUGUUAAUUUGGAUGCAACAGAUGAGAACUUCUACUCGAAGUUCAACACUGGCUCGGUUUCCAUACCGUGGCAGAACGAGAUGAUCGAAACGGAGUGCUUCCGGGAGCUGAACGUGUUCGGUCAGGAUGAAUGUCCGACGCCGGAUUUGCUCAUCAAUGCACCGCCAGUAGUCGAAAAGCCAGGAUGCUUCCCCUUCCGGCGAAAGAAGAAACAAUCGGCUCGCGAGAAACCUGUCCCGUUCAACGAGAAGCUGCUAUCGUCUAGUCAAACCACGGUUACAAUAAGCCAGGCCCAAAAUGAAAGCUGAUAGUGUGGAAGUGAAGAUUUACUUCCCAUAGAUGUCUCAGUUACCGCUGGCAACGGUUGCACCAGGAGCAACGUCAUAGAACACAAAAAUAGCAUCUGCACAAAAAAGGAAGCAAACGGUUGAACAUGAUAACACGAAUUUUACACAAUAGCGAGUUCCUCGGAAAUGGAAGAACAUGCGCAAAACAUACCUAGAAAAUGUGCGAUGGCUGUUGUAAAACAAAAGAAUAACUACAUACGAUAGCACAAAUGAAAACAUAAGCAUCCUUCGAUUUUAGCUCCCAGUACGUUUAGGGAAGUUCUCUCGACAUUUAUUUCUGUGUGAGAACAUUAUGAUAAAAAGAUACCUGCCCAUAUAUUCAAUGCAGAGUAAGCCGCAGAAGACGGAAUAAGAGCUUUUAACGUACAUCAAUGUUAAUUUUUAGCCGGACACUCAAAUGCAGCGAUGAUUUGUUAUUUAUUUUAAUAACUGAUUAGGUUACUUUUAAGAGAAAUUAUUUCUGUAAAUAAUUGUUUUUUGAUUAGUUAAAAUAUUUCCUCUUCCCUUUUAGAGUUUAGUAGCAUUAUUGAAUCGACGUGAUUUUUUAUUGAUAUAAUUUAGUGAUUACAAAAGAGAGAGAGAUGAAGAAAGCUACAUUGCUACAAUGUAUAACCAUAGAUAUAAAAUAAGAUAACAAAAUUAACUCAUAUGUGUUUUUGUAAAAACAAACAAAAAAACUUUAGAGGGAACCAAAAGGUUAAGCUUAUUGUCACUCGCCAGUUGUACGACUGACGGGGAUGUGAUAGUAAAUGGAAUAUGUAGCUUACUUUUUAGAGCACACACAAGCAAGUGGUCCCGAAGAGAAUGCCGGUUUUUAUAGGAAAUAACAAAUUAGGCAAACAAACAUGUACUUCCGGCUCGUUUGAAAGACAUACAUACACUAAAAUAAAAUAAAAACCUAACGCUAUUUCACCUCUAGUUGGCACACAACAAAGACGGUAGUAACCAACAAACCGAAUGACACACAUCACACAGACGGGUGUUACUUGCUUUUCACUGUAUGAAAUAGAGCGCAGUUUAACCAUAUACUCAUCGAAUCACUUUCCGCUAGCAGCACACAAAUCUAGACUAAAUGCACGCACACAAACACAGGCACAAGUAUAGAGGAAUUCGAUUUAUGGUUGUCGGAUUCCGGAAGGAAUGAUGCAUACUUGAUUCAUUGUUUUAGUUACUAAUUAAAUAUCGUUAAAUGGACACAAUAAGCAAAUUCCACCACAAACUAGGAACAAAAUAUUCCGGCACAAGAUGGAAACGUGACUUAUCUUCAAAAACGAAUUGGAAACCUAUAAAAUAUAAAUGAUUUAGUUGGAUGCUAAGUAAUUGCUCAAACAAAAUGGACUGUCUCAAAAAUAAGCACAGCAGAUCAGAAAAAAAGUUAUAUUUCAAAAUACAUACACAUUCAAAUGUUUCCCAUGUAAUGCAAAAUCUGCAUAUAUUGGUGUGGUCAUAAAGAACAAUCUGUUGAAACGAUUGCCAUUUGCCAAAUGUUCUGAUUAUCAAAACAGGUCUUGUGAUUUUUAAAUUGCAAACGCAACCGAAUGCUAGUUUAAACGGUCUUAGUAUACAGUACAAAGAGCUUAUUUCUUCGACAAACAUUUGGAUCUGAAAUUUUUAACCGAACCGAAUGUAGAUUAUGGUCGAUGGACUUAGGAUGUUUUUCUGAUAAUGCUUUGUACGUCAAAUGCUUUAUUUUGCUCUACAUCCAUACUUGUUUGGUUCAAAACGAAUGCAUUUUAACGCGGAGGUGAAACAAUAUGCAAUAUGAAAACUAUUAAAAGUGUUUGAAACAAAUUAACUGAACGUACUUUUACUACCGAAUGAAUGGUUAACCAGACUGUUAAACGAGCUCAUCGGAUAUAGUAGAGAAUUUAGUCCCUGUAAAUGAAAUCCUGCGUUUGGAGGUUAGUUGGUGGUACAAUGAAAAACAAAAACUAGAAGGCUACCAUUCAAAUGAUAAUCAUUACUAAUAGAGAAGGAAAGUGUUUAGCACUAAAAGAAAGCCAGAAUUAAUCGAAAAUGAACGUAAGCAGUAUUAACGAAAUGAAAAUGUAUCAAACCGAAGAACCACUGAAAACUUGAACAAAAUCUCGUGGCAAAUCAUGUUGGCAUUAAGAAACUAGCUCAAGAAGAAAAUAAACUAACGUUCCCACGGAAACAAACACUCAAUUUUAUAUAAAAAAAAGUCAAGAUACGCGAAACCGCGCGUCCUGUUUUAUAUCAUAUGCAAGCAUAAACUAGCAGCAAGAUUUCGCUGAUUCAGAGAGAAAUAUAUAAACGCAUUGAAUGUUGUCAUACUAGAGAAAACAAAAACGACUAUUCCAAAGACCGAAACCCGUUCCGUUGCCGAGCAACUUAGUGAAGGCAGAAACCGUAAUCCCGCUUUUUUGAGCUACAACUACUCUAGGAAUGGUUGCCGCAGAGAGGCGCUGCUUUCACAUAUUGAGUUAGUCACCAGCAGAUAGAAGUGCAAGAAAAGAUGAAACUGUGACUGCCCUUUAACCUUCUAGUUCAGGUUCUAAACUUUUAUUUGUAGUGUUCUCGUGUUUUUAUCACGGAAACAUAUGUGUAUGUCAUUUUCAAUUAGUCACAAUCGCCAAUUACCAACAAUCAACUACUCCCAGAGGUUUCAACCUUUAAACAAACAAAAAUUACCACAAAGAAGAUGUAAGUUAGUUUGAAUAUGAAACUCUACAGUUUAAUCAUAAUCUGUUUUUUACUGCUCGUGGUUUUAAUUGAAAAGCAUCUAUCGUAAAAGUAAAAUAAAAAACAAAUACUAAUCGAUGAAACUAUGGCAGAACGUUAUUGGAGUACUAACUUAUUAACUACGAGACAUAUUAUACAAACUCUUGAGCAUCUGAUAAAUCGAAAUGGACGGAUUAUUAGCAAGCGAAAAUUAGAACUACAAUGAUAUGUGAAUUUGAGUAACUAGUAAAAUGUAACAGAAAUAAUGCAGUAAA
This is a messenger RNA of Malaya genurostris, 6880 nucleotides long. It is a transcript of the gene Gprk2, whose product is annotated as G protein-coupled receptor kinase 2. Gene Ontology annotation, molecular function: G protein-coupled receptor kinase activity; ATP binding. Lineage: Eukaryota; Metazoa; Arthropoda; Insecta; Diptera; Culicidae. Gene Ontology annotation, cellular component: cytoplasm. The record is from RefSeq and is a predicted model, not a curated record. The transcript has 13 exons. Gene Ontology annotation, biological process: protein phosphorylation; signal transduction; regulation of signal transduction. The coding region runs from base 1863 to 3884 and encodes 673 amino acids.